UUCCUCUCCAACAAUAUUACCAGUUCAAAUCAAAUGCCUUUAAUUAACAAACUAGAUGAUUGCAGUGGCUUCAUUCUUCAUUCUAUUCUCUUCUUCUCCCAACUUGGUACUUUUAAGGUGACUUUAGAGAAAUGUUAUAGUACAUUCUCACCGCCAAAACAUCACAUAUUGGGGCGCGUGGAUUAUCGUACUAUUUCGACAUGACAAUACAAAAUCAGACAUCACCAUUUUGUGACUUGUAUUGCUUCCCCUCCGUCGAGAUUGCGCCUAAGGGCUGGUUGGUUUUGAGGAGUUUUGUGUCUCUUUUUAUUGUUAGUGGUAGUACUAGAAAGAAGUAAGUAGUAGCUAGAAGAUAAAAUAGUACAUUCUAAAUUCGCUUUCUCAAUAAAGUUUUUCCCUUUUUACUCUUUGUUCUGCUUCUCCAAAAAUGUGGUCAUCAACCAGUAGUAGCAGGGGCAUUUCAUCUUCUUCUUCUUCUUCCAAAUCAUCAUCAUCAUCUUCUUCAUCUCGUUCUCCAUUUUCUCCUUCAAAUCAUCAUCUAAAUCCAAGACUUAAAACCAUGGAAGAAGUUUGGAAAGACAUUAAUCUUUCUUCACUUCAAGAACACACUACUACUUACUCUAGAGAUCAUGAUCAUCAUCAAACUGCUAAUUUUGGUGGUAUGAUUUUACAAGAUUUCUUAGCUCGGCCUUUUGCUACUGACCCUCAACCACCACCAGCAGCUUCUCCUGUUCCGUCUACUACUAUGUUGAAUUUGAACUCAGUUCCAGAGCUUCAUUUCUUUAGUCAAAACUCAAUAUUGCGCCCACCAACACCUAUUUCUCAAGUCCCAUUUGAGGGCUUGGCUUCUUCAGCUGCUAAUGGAAGGAAAAGGGUCCCUGAAACAGAGAAUAAUUCUGCAGGGGACAGGAGAAAUAAAAGGAUGAUCAAGAACCGUGAGUCUGCUGCUAGAUCAAGGGCUAGAAAGCAGGAAAGUAGCUAGCAUUUUCUUAAUCAUAUGUCGUUUUAAAAUUGUUUUCUGUUGUGUUGUCGAUUUUUAGCAAUAAACUAUGUUUAUUCGACUAAAGAUGGUCAUUGUCCCUUUAAAAAACAAAAAAAAAAAAAACAGAAAAGGACAUUACAUAAGAAGGGAAAAAAAACAUUAUUCAGGGGCAUGAACAUUUUGUUUGGAACUAGUUAUUCUUAAUCUUUGCUCCUCCUUUUCUUUAUAUAUGUCUUCUUGGUUUGGACAAUAUGCUAAGUCUUCUCUCUUAUUUUUUUCUCAUUUGAUUUUUCUCCAUACUUUCAGGCUUAUAUGAACGAGUUAGAGCUGGAAGUUGCCCAUUUAUUAAAAGAAAAUGCCAGGCUCAAGAAACAGCAACAACAGUUACGCUUAGAAGCAGCUGCUCAAGUUCCUAAAAAGAAGUCUCUCUAUCGGACGUCAACAGCUCCAUUUUGAGAAAAAGUCUACUACUGUAGUAAAUUUUAGAAGACUUAAUUGUCAAGUGCUAAUUUUACUCUAUUGCUACUAGUAUUAAAAACUAUUUCUGCUACUCUUCCCAUUUUCCCUUUUUGUAAUAUCAACUGUUGUUUCAUUGUGGCCUUGUGUGGGCCGGCCGAUGAAUAGGUUGUGAUUUAAGGAAAGUAUAGGGCAAUAUCAAAUGGGAAGACGGUUUAGUCUUUUAUGGCAAUGAAAACUAGCAAAUUGGAAUUUUUA
Messenger RNA from Nicotiana attenuata, 1696 nucleotides. RefSeq names its product bZIP transcription factor 27-like. Gene Ontology annotation, biological process: positive regulation of DNA-templated transcription. The record is from RefSeq and is a predicted model, not a curated record. The coding region runs from base 428 to 982 and encodes 184 amino acids. Gene Ontology annotation, molecular function: DNA-binding transcription factor activity. The transcript has 2 exons. Gene Ontology annotation, cellular component: nucleus. Lineage: Eukaryota; Viridiplantae; Streptophyta; Magnoliopsida; Solanales; Solanaceae.